AUUUUUGGUUGUUCAAACAAUGACAUCCCAAUCCUUAAUUCCCACUUUUCUUCAUUUGUGAACUCACUUCUUUUGAAAACCCUAAAUUUCUAAGCAUAAUCAGCUUCUUUCUCAUCAACAUUCAGGAUUUUGUAUGAAGUGAUCAUUGAGAGAUGACUACAAUAUCCUUAGUAGCUGGGAAUUGUGGAAGAGGAAGAGGAUAUGAAGAUGGGAGGUUUGAAUUCAGGUCAAAUUUAUAUCUUGGGAAAGAUUUUUUGGCUAGUGACUUGUUUAAUAAUAAUCCAUUUCGAAGAAGAGCAAAUGGGUGUUUGUCAAAAGCUUUAAAAGGUUUCGAGAAUGGAAACGGGAGGAGGUUUCGGGUUAUUGCGAGAGUUAAGAAAGGGAAGAAGCAUGAUUACCCUUGGCCGGAUAAUAUUGACCUGGAUAUCAAAGACGGGCACUUGACUUACUUGUCUCAUUUCAAGCCUUUGGCUGAGAAACCGAAACCGGUGACCUUACCAUUUGAGAAGCCAUUGGUUGAUCUUGAGAAAAAGAUUAUCGAGGUAUGCAGAAUGGCUGAUGAAACUGGUCUGGAUUUUACUGAUCAAAUUGGUGCUUUGGAAAACAAGUAUCAACAGGCUCUGAAAGAUUUAUACACACAUUUGACACCUAUUCAACGCCUGGCCAUUGCUCGACAUCCCAACAGACCAACAGCUCUUGAUCAUAUAUUGAAUAUCACAGAGAAGUGGGUGGAACUCCAUGGAGAUCGUGCUGGCUAUGAUGAUCCAGCCAUGGUAACUGGUAUAGGAACCAUGGAUGGUAAGAGCUACAUGUUUAUAGGCCAGCAGAAAGGUAGGAAUACAAAGGAGAACAUUUUUCGCAAUUUUGCAAUGCCGACUCCCCAUGGAUAUCGGAAGGCUUUGCGAAUGAUGAAGUAUGCUGAUCAUCAUGGUCUUCCUAUCAUAACAUUUGUUGACACUCCGGGGGCUUAUGCUGAUCUUAAAUCGGAGGAACUUGGUCAAGGGGAAGCAAUUGCACACAACCUGAGGACCAUGUUUGGCCUUAAAGUGCCAAUUGUAACGGUUGUCGUUGGUGAAGGUGGUUCUGGUGGGGCUUUGGCCAUUGCUUGUCCCAAUAAAUUGUUUAUGCUCGAGAACUCCGUUCUAUACGUUGCAAGCCCUGAAGCAUGUGCUGCUAUACUAUGGAAAUCUUCCCAAGCGGCUCCUAAGGCAGCUGAAAAACUGAGGAUAACAGCUCAAGAACAUUACAAGCGCAAAAUUGCCGAUGGUAUCAUCCCCGAACCUCUUGGAGGCGCACAUGCUGAUCCUGUAUGGACUUCCCAACAAAUUAGACUUGCAAUCACUCAGGCCAUGGAUGAACUAACAAAAAUGGAUACGGAAGAGUUGCUUCAUCAUCGUAUGCUUAAAUUUCGAUCAAUUGGAGGUUUCCAAGAAGGCAAGCCCGUGGAACCUGAAAGAAAACGAAACAUGAAGCCUUCGGAUGCUAGCAUGUUAAAUGCUGCAGAUAUAGAAUCAGAUCUUGAGAAGUUAAAGAAGAAUAUCUUGGAGGCUAAGGUACCUUCCGAUCCUAUCACGGACCAAGCAAUAGAAAAACUUAAGCAGGAUGUUGACAACGAGGUCACGAGAGCGUUUAUUUCAAUGGGAUUGCAAGAGAAGCUUGAAUCACUUAAGUUGGAGUUAUCCCGAGCCUCUGAUAAUCAGACCCUUAAUCGUAAUUUGAAGGUGAAGGUGGAUAAACUUAUGCAAGAAUUUAAGCAAAAUUUGUCGAGACCAGGGACCUAUCUUGGUUUAAAACAAAAGCUUGAAAAGCUAAGCAUGGUUAGCAGACUCAUUGAGCAGAAAGAGAAAGGUAAGAAACUGAAAGCCGAGAUUAAUCAGAAGAUUCCAUCCGAGAUCAAAGAAAAGUUGGAACAAUUGCAAACCGCUCAGGCGAACUUAUCGAAAGGAGAUCCACUCGAUGAAGAUUUGGUGGCCGAGGCAGUAAAAGCUAAGAAAGAACUGAUUGAAGUUUUGAAGUCAGCAAACUUGGAAAUUGUUGGAGUGGCAAAGAGAAAGGCCGCUGCGGAACUACAAGAGAAGAUCGUAAACGUGAAGAAAGAGAUUGAUGGAGAGAUCGAAAGGGUAAUCGAUAUAGCCGGUCUUCAUGGAAAAAUCGAAGAAUUGAAAGCGGAGAUGGCGAUAGACUCUAGUUCACCAAAGGUAGAAAAAUUACAAGCAGAGAUCAAGGAGGAGAUUCGUACCUCCUUGGAUGACACAGCAUUGAAACAGAAGGUUGAGAAUCUAAGAAGAGAAUUUGCAACAUCCUCAGAAGAAGUUAUCGACGAUAAAGUUAUCGCUGAAAAUGGAAGAUGGUGAAAAACACAACAUCUUACAUAUUAUAGAGUAAGGGUGUGAUUUCAUGUUGCAGAUCAGGAUAUAUACAAUAAGUAUUUUUUUUACAUUAAAAAUGCUACCCUUUGGCAUAUGGUGUUGUCUUAUUUUUUGUUUUUAUUUUAUGUUAAUUGAAUAGUUUUGUAUGUUGAAGAACUUAAACAAUGAUGCAAUGUAACGAGUAAAAAUGUUAACCCUUUUUAAGGGUAUUCAUUUUGAUUUUUUUGA
This is a messenger RNA of Gossypium raimondii (Peruvian cotton), 2597 nucleotides long. RefSeq names its product acetyl-coenzyme A carboxylase carboxyl transferase subunit alpha, chloroplastic. Bases 153 to 2354 code for a protein of 733 amino acids. Gene Ontology annotation, molecular function: carboxyl- or carbamoyltransferase activity; acetyl-CoA carboxylase activity. The transcript is spliced from 11 exons. Gene Ontology annotation, biological process: fatty acid biosynthetic process. NCBI's taxonomy places the organism in Eukaryota, Viridiplantae, Streptophyta, Magnoliopsida, Malvales, Malvaceae. The record is from RefSeq and is a predicted model, not a curated record. Gene Ontology annotation, cellular component: acetyl-CoA carboxylase complex.